This is a messenger RNA of Colletotrichum orchidophilum, 507 nucleotides long. RefSeq lists its product as uncharacterized. The transcript has 2 exons. Bases 1 to 507 code for a protein of 168 amino acids. Lineage: Eukaryota; Fungi; Ascomycota; Sordariomycetes; Glomerellales; Glomerellaceae. The record is from RefSeq and is a predicted model, not a curated record.
AUGCUCCCAUGCAACUUCCUCACAGCAUUGGCCAUCGUCGGCCUCUCAGCCGCCCAGAUCCAAAUCCCGCCGUCCAACGCCGCCGACUGCCCACGAACCAUGUGUCUCGACGGUAUCAACCCGGAAUGCGGUAUCCGAUGGGGAGGCUGCUAUGACAUGUGCCAGCCACGAAUGAAGCCCACGAUGCCGCCCUGCAAAUCCACGCUGAGCAAGUCCACCAUCUCGAGAACGCCGAAGCCCCCCUUCACGAGGCCCACGCGGCUAAGUCUGCCGGUCCCGACCCGCAGCCCGACAAUCACUCGGGCCCCGCCCAGCUUGAGUCUCCGGCCUACGUCGAGCGACAACUGCAGCACGCGUUCGGUGUGUGUUGACUACAUCAACGAGUGCGGACAGUGGUAUGGCGGAUGCCAUGCCGAUUGCAAGCCCUGGCCGUCGUACUCCAAGCCCCUGUGCACAUCCACACCCAGCUUGACUGUUAACCCGUCUACGUUACCGACCGAUUACUAA